This is a messenger RNA of Vigna umbellata (rice bean), 2334 nucleotides long. NCBI's taxonomy places the organism in Eukaryota, Viridiplantae, Streptophyta, Magnoliopsida, Fabales, Fabaceae. The record is from RefSeq and is a predicted model, not a curated record.
AUGAAAAAGGUAGAUUAUGUGGAAUGUGAUAUGGAGGGUGAUGUGGAUGGUGAUGUGGAGAGUUGGUUGGAUAUAACUCUUGAAUUCUCUAUCUGCAAUGUGAAAUUCUUUAUACCUCAGGUUUUCUUAGAUAGAGUGGAACGAUUUAUCCAGUUUAUUGCGAUUCAUGAAGAUCAAAUCUUUCAGAAACGAGUCUGCAUUCAGCUGGCUGCAGAAAAUAAUGAAGAGAUUAGAGCAAGGAGAAGAGGAGAAAUGCCUCGAGAACCCCGAGCCUCCCUUGUGGAUAAGGUUAAAUUAGGAGAUCCUGGAUACAAGGAAAGAUAUUAUGCUGAAAAGUUUGGUGUAUCAAAUCUUGAGGAGAUUGAUAAAGUUAGGAAAGAUACCGUCUUGAAAUAUGUGGAAGGCCUUUGUUGGAUUUGUCAGUAUUAUUAUCAGGGUGUCAGCUCAUGGAAGUGGUAUUACCCAUAUCAUUAUGCACCCUUUGCUUCUGAUUUUAAAGAUCUAACUGAUCAGGAAAUAACUUUCUUACCGGGAGAACCAUUUAAACCGUUUGAUCAGCUCAUGGGCACCCUACCUGCUUCAAGUUCAAGUGCACUGCCUAAGAAAUAUAGAGAUUUGAUGACCGAUCCUUCGUCACCUAUUUUUCACUUUUACCCUGCUGAUUUUGAAAUUGAUAUGAAUGGAAAACGAUUUACAUGGCAGGGUGUUGCCAAGCUGCCAUUUAUUGAUGAGAAGAAAUUGCUUGCUGCCACAAGAAAGAUUGAAGACACAUUAACGGAGGAAGAACAGUUUCGGAACAGUGUGAUGCUUGAUUUGCUAUAUGUCAAUCAUGCACAUGAUUUGGCUUCACAUAUCUUAUCUUAUUAUCACGUUUCUAGUCAACUAGCCCCACACGAAAGAUGUGUUAGGCCAAUUGACACAAAUGCUAGCAGUGGUGGGAUGAAUGGAUAUUUUUGGUUAUGUGAAAGAAAUGUUUUCAGCUCUGUUGUAUCUUCUCCCAUCAGAGGAUUGCAAGAUGUUGAAUCUAACCAAGUCUUAAAUAUUACAUUUCUUAACCCUCGUAAACACAAUCAUAUCCGGACACUUCCAGAUGGUGUAGUAAUACCCAACAAGGUAUUAAAAGCCACUGAUAUUAAACCUUUUCCUGUGCUGUGGCAUGAGGAGAAUAUUGUUCAGCGAAUGCAAGCAAGAGAAAGGCCACGAGUAUCUGGAGCCAUCGCUGGAUAUCAGCUGGGAGAAGCAGCUCAUCGACUUGUUAAGAACACCCUCAACAUUAAAUCAAAUGACGCAUCCCAUGGAUUGCUGGAGCAACCUCCAGUCCAUCAUAAAACGAACAGGCUUCGAUCAGCUGGAUAUAGAAAAUAUUAUGGUGAGAACGCAAGUGGUUAUAAUGGACAAUAUAAUCACCAUGGCAUGAUGACUACACCAAAAUAUGGUGGACAUAGUGACAGACAACAUUUUAAGAUACGCGAUAGGUUACAGCGUGAAGAACAGUUCCACAAUGUGAAAACUGAGUUUUCUACUCUAUCGAUGGAUGAAAGAGAGAGAGCCAGGUCAUUAAGGCUUCCAAGUUCCAGACCAAUAGCCAAUUUACAACCCCGGUUUGUGCAGAACAUGGAUCCUUCAAUACCAUCUACAAAAUGGAUGACUAAACCACAACCUACGAAUGGCAUGCCUACUAGGAAUCAAGAAGCUGCAUUGGGGCCAACAACUUAUGAUAAGCAGACCAAGAAGGUUUACCAAGUUAAAAUACGUCAGAUAGAUACACCAGAAUCUGCGAAGCAAUAGUGGUUGUUGUGGAGUUGAUGGCCAGUUGUUAAGCACAAUUUGCGGCUAGGAAUCAGCACUAACUGUUGCUUUGUUCCAUAGUGUGGAACUAUGUUAUUGUGCUGCUGUAUGUAUAAUCAUGUAUCAUGUAGAGCUUACUAGCUUUGCGUAGCAAUUAGCCUGUAUGUACAUACAUACCUGAUGUGAAUAUAAUUUGAUUUGUUUAAUAGGAAAUGAAGGAUAUUUAUCUGGGAUUGUCAUGCCCAGCAGCAUCUCUAUAUGUUGUAUGAGAUAUAGAAACUGUUACAUGGAGGAAGCUGCUCUAGUGACCUUCUCAAUUCUGGUCGGCUUUAUUUGAUGAAAUGUCCAAUAGACUGAAAGACAGGGGUGCUCUUAUCUCUCACGCAUAUUUUCCACCAACCUAAAGGAGUAUGCUGAGUGCUAACGUGUUCUGUAUGUAACCCAUUUAUUCUUCUUUUAUUUUUGGUUCAUAAAUACAAUCAUUUAAAUUUUAAUAUUCUGCAACGGUGAUGUUCCUGGUUCGGUGACUAUUUUUUAUUAUGUCAA